Messenger RNA from Hemibagrus wyckioides, 5872 nucleotides. RefSeq names its product SR-related CTD-associated factor 1 (gene scaf1). The record is from RefSeq and is a predicted model, not a curated record. The transcript has 9 exons. Lineage: Eukaryota; Metazoa; Chordata; Actinopteri; Siluriformes; Bagridae. Gene Ontology annotation, molecular function: RNA polymerase II C-terminal domain binding. The coding region runs from base 538 to 4677 and encodes 1379 amino acids.
CCCGCCCACAGAUGGAAAAUGGCGGAUUAGGAUGGGAUGGGCCUCUUAUUGUGUUCUUUAUAGGAGAAAUGUUCAGACUUUUCAUCUCGUGUGUUCGAAGUUUCUGAGAAACGGUUUUAAAGGUUUAAAGGAUCCGCGGCGGUGUGGAAGCGCCUGCUGACAGAACUCUGAGCGGGAAAGUCUCGGGCUUGAUGCUGCUCAGAUGGAGUGGACGAAGAAGAGGUGGAGUUUACAACUGUUAAAUAGACGGAUGGUCUGAGGUGUUACCACGGAAACGGAUGGACCAUAUGACACGCCUGAUUGGCCGUGUGCUGCUCUUUACUCAACACUACGUUCCUUAUGUCUCAGCCCUGCACUCAACACAGGCUCACUUAUUGUCUCUUUGACGUGAAGCCUACAUCAGCGGUGAGAGUAGACAAGGCUUUGUUGCUGGAAGAAGGUCAGGUAAAUCUGCUAGACAUUUGACGGAGAGCUCCUGCCUGCAUCCCUCAGAGUAGAGACGUGGUUUAUAUAACGCUCCGAAGAACCACGGCACAGAUGCCCAGGCCGUCUCCUCUCUGCACCUCUCAGAGGGCAGCUGAGCCUGCUAAAAGCCCUCUCCCUUCUUCUCCCUCUACAUCUCCAUCCUCACCUUCAUCUGCUCCCUCUUCCCCCUCCUCUCACUGCUCAACCUCACCCAGAAGAAUGGGAAAAGGAUAUCGCGAGGAUGAGGAUGGCAGCCAUGCUGGGAACGAUCGGCUCAGAAAAGCCGGAGGGGACGGUGUGUCUUCGACGUCGUCAUCUUUGGCUCCGCCGUUACUCUCCGCACCUCCUUCGGCUUCUUUACGUUGUCUGUCCUCAUCACCUCAUCUUUACAAUGAUGGUCAGAGAGACGGUGUUGACAUGGAGAUAUACGACCCCUUUCAGCCCACAGAGGGCGAGGGCGUACCAGGCAUAGAGGCAGGGGAUGAAGGAGAUAAGUAUGACCCUUUUGAACCCACCGGAUCACCAGCAUCAGAGAAAGAGAUGGAUGGGGAGCAGGAUGUAGAGGAAGAAAGUUCAGUCAACAGCUUACAAAUGGCAUGUGACAUUAAUGAUGCUAAAGAGGUCGAGCUCGAGACGCCUCAAGAGGCGCAGGGUCCACCUCCAGACUCGACAGAGACGGUAGAGCGACUGUUGGUGUCUGAGUACAUGCCCACCCAGGUGAACAGGAUCAAGCACAUGAGGCAGCGAGGAAAAGACAGGAGAGAAGCGACUGACUCCGAGCACUCUGAAAUAGAAGAAGGAGAGAUUGUGGGUGUUGCUGAGAGCAGAAGAGAAAGGGAGAUUGAGAUAAGAAGGGAGGUGCUGCUUCCAUCCUCAGGGAGUCCUUCGUUCAUGCAGGGGGGAGGUCUCAAACCUGAGAGGAUUUUGCGAGUCCUGGAUGGCGAAGGAUUCGUAUCCGUUCGAGCGGAGGGUGAGUGGGACCACCAGCCCGUGCCCCCUAUUGGCAUGGGAGACCUGAGAAGGAAACUCACCAACAGGCGAAAACAGAGAUUCAGAUCUUGCCCUUCUUCAGCUUCCAUAUCGCCACCCCCUACGUCUGUCCUACCCAUACCGUCUCCCUCCCCACCAGCAUCCCAAGCCCAGGCCACAGAGAAGAUAAGGAGUCGCAAAUCAUCCAAAAGCUCUAAGGAAAGGGGCCGGCGAAAGCUGAAAGGCCAGGACAAGGAGAAGCGAAAGAAGAGGAAAGAGGAAAAGGGGGAACCAGAAAGAGCAAGUGGAGAGAACAAGGAGAGGGAUCGUGAAAGGAGGAGCAGAAGAGAAGGGAAAGAGGAGAACAGGAGAAGGAACAGCCGGAGUUAUAGUCAAACAAGGAAGAGCACGCAUCACAGCACUCCUGAGCCGGCAUCACACUCACAUAAUAGCUCUCGGCACCCACACAGCCGCAGAUCCUGGUCCAGCCCCUCGGAAGGCCACCAAAGAGGGAGGGAUCGUGAACGAGAUCGGGACAGAGACCGAGAAAGAGAUCGAUACAGAGAAAGGAGGAGAGAUACCCGGGAAAGAGAGAGAGAUAAAGACUCCAGAAUGAGAGAAAGAAGGAAAAGAGAUCGGAAUGAAGGAAGCAGGAGGUCAAGUAGCCGAGAGAGGGGCGAUGCAAAAAGGAGGAGAGGAAGUAGGGAUGGAAGAGACAGGGAGAAAGAAAGUGGGAGGGAAAGGGAACGGGACAGGAGAAGAGAUGGCCGGCCUGUCGUACCUCCGUCUAUUCAAGAUCUGAACGGCUCAGACCUUUUUGCGAUCAAACGUACUAUCACUGUUACCACUACACCCUCCACUACCUUGGUCCCUACCUCUCCGUCCCAUGCCCAGGAUCGGUCGAGGAGUCCUGCACAGGGCUCAGACAAACCCCGCAAGCGCAAGAGGAAACGAAGGAGACGCUCUGAUGAGGAAGAGGAGCGCACGAGCAGAUCUCCUCCAACCUCGCUUAGCCCGCUUCGAUAUCAUGCCUUUGAACCAGACCGGCUCUCGGACCACCCCGAGCCAGACAUGCUUUCUUUGGAUGGAGAGGCACUGGACUCGGAUUACCCUUCACUUGAGGACUCCCCAUUGCUCCCUCCUCCCCCUGAGCCUCCUCUGCCAAGCCCCAAACUCAAAUCCAUGGCUCCCAAAAGUAGUCGGCACCAUCAGAAGAAGAAAUCCAGAUCUAGGAGCAAAAAACUGGGCCAGUCUGAGUCGUCCACUUCCUCCUCUUCUCACAGACCAAAAACAAGCAAAAGUAAAAGCCUUUUGCCCUCACUAUCUUCACCUCUUUCUGCAUCCUCUGUCAACACCGCUUCCCUUCCUCUCACAGCUUCUUCACCCUCUGCUAAAAGAGUACGGAGGACUGGGAAAGAUAAACCAAGUAAGAAGGAAUUGGGUCGCUCAGGAAGAUCCAAGAAGCUUGGCGGAAGCAGCAAGAAGGGUAAACUACAGUCUAAAGUCUCAGUGCUGGUUCGGGAGGGAGUAAGCAGCACCACGGGAAACUCCGGUAAACUGGGUAUCGAUCUGCUAGGAUCCAGUGGAACAACUGGUCCUUCAGUGGUGGGGGGGUCUAUAGCUGUGGUUUUCCGUCGGGACAACGAAAGCCGAUCUCCGUUCCUGAAGCCCUGCUCAGAACCGCUUUCCCUGCCUGGUAGAGUCAAAGAUUUGAACAAGACUGGCAAGCAACGGAAUACCCUUUCAUCCAUGCCCUCAACAAACCCAGCAGGACUCAAGUCAAAAAAAGUCAAGCCAAGCUCUACCACCUCCACAUCAUCAUCUGCGUCCUCGCCCACAUCAUCCUCAGCGGCAAAGCGCAGACGAAGGCCAGGAAAGAAGCCUCGGGAGAAGGGCCUAGUAGUUGACGGGUCUAAUGCCAAAGGUGCCAACAGCAGUGCUUUGGGAUCUGGUUGGACUGGAGCUUCAGAUAUUCAGCCUUUAGGUGGAAUCGGUCCUAAACCAUCGAGUCCUCCCUCCACACAUCCUGGACCUACACCUUCAUCAUCUUCUUCAUCAUCAUCUUCUUCCUCAUCUACCAGUGUCCUUCCCCCAUCUUCCUCGCCCCCUCACACUCCUCCUUUGUCUUUACCACCUUCUCGAGACACUAGAGAAUCUUCUCCAGACUCUCAGACUGUAGAUAGCAGCUGCAAGACCCCUGAACCUUGUUUCCUUUCAGAAGAGUGCCCUGCUCAGUCCCAAUCCACUCUACUUGCACCUGCUAAGUCACCUCCUAGUCCACCACCAUCAAGAGGGGAUGGAAUUUCACAGUCUGUCACUAAGCUCCUCCCGCUGGAUGAGCAGAAGACAUCACCACCCUGUUCCACUUCAUCAGCGCUGGUUGCAGCUUCUCUUGCUCAUUCCAUUCCUCCUCUGGCUUCUGAACCUUCUUCAUCCUCCUCAGCUUCAGUGUCUUCUUCAACAGUCAGUAAGCCUCCACCCCCUCCUCCCCCACCCUCUGCUGUGCCACCUUUGCCAUGGAGCCUACAGACAGGCGUAGACUGCACUGCUGGAGGUGUACUAGCAUUGACUGCUCUCCUGUUCAAGAUGGAAGAAGCCAACAUUGCCAGUCGAGCCAAAGCACAGGAGUUCAUUCAGGCCACAAGCCAGAUUCUCUCUCAGGCUAACCAGAACCAGUCACAGUCACACUCUACAUCUUCCUCCUCUGCCUCACAAGUUCCACCUCCUCCAUCACAUGCCCCGCCCCCAGGCCCAACUCCCACCCAGUUUAUUCUUCAUGGUUCCCUCCCGUUGGUCGGCUGCACCAAAACCCCACCUUCACACAUACACUCUGGACUUUCAUUGGGUGGUGGAUGUGCACAGACUCCACCUCCUCCACUGCCAACAGGACUGUCCGGGCCAGCAGGGGGCACCACUGAGGCUGGCUGGGAUGGAGACAGUAAAGACCCUGACAAGUAUUUAAAGAAGCUGCACACCCAGGAGAGGGCAGUAGAGGAAGUGAAGCUGGCCAUAAAGCCGUACUACCAGCGCAAAGACAUUAACAAAGAAGAGUACAAGGACAUCCUGAGGAAAGCUGUGCACAAGAUCUGUCACAGCAGGACAGGUGAGAUCAACCCGGUGAAGGUGAGUAACCUGGUAAAACUCUACGUGCAAAGGUACAAGUAUUUCCGGAAGCACGGGCGCAAAAUGGACGACGAUGACAAGGAAGAGCGAGACUCCGCCUCUCUGCACGGCUCCACGUGAUCGGACGUCAGGACCGGAUUGUUCUCGGACCCUCGGGGGAGAGUUUGUGAUUCUCCACCACUGUGCUAUGUGCUGUUCAUGUAAACUCCGCCUCCACACCAUGCCACGCCCCUUUCCUGUGUGUUUAAUCUAACUGUGGGAUUGAAAUCUAGUGCACACUUCAGAUAAAGAACACUUUUUAUAGGACUCUUUUAGGUUUCUUAUGAUUCAAGACACUACAUGGAUGUGCUUUCUCUCUGAAUGAAGAAUGUUUAAAAUAUUCGCCUGAAUGAAUCACAGGCUCCUCCCACUCGGUGAGCGGAGGUAGACGAGUGCAUGUUUGAACCUUCAUGACUUUAUUUUUUUUUUAGUGCAUUUGUUUUUGAAGUCCUUCACGUGUCUGAUGUUCUUCGUAGCACAAAGUGUUGGAUGUGGAGAAAACGGACUUUUCCGGUGACUGUGCUCGACGCCGUUUCUUCAUCUCAGACUCUACAGGCACGUUAGCAGCUUCUCAGACGUGUGGCUGUAGACGUGCAUGUGUUUUAGACUUUAUUUCUACUCCAGGAAGGUGAUGUGAUAAAUCAGAGGUAUAAAAGUGAAGCCGUGGUUUGCGUUUCCUGUCUGCACGAUGCAGCCGGUGUCCCACGAGCUGGGCUUCAGAACGUCAAUAAACUCGAUACAAAAAACCGAGCAGUCAGUCUCGCCGCAGUGCCUGAUGAAGCGGCGAGCGACUUCAGAAAUAAAUAACGUGUUAGUAGAUUUUACUGGCAAUAUAUAAAACAAAAUAUCAGCGCAACUCAAAAUAUCGAAGAAUCUACAAACGUCCUGAAAAAGGAUGACUCCACUUUUCCUUUAUACACCGUGUAUAAAAACUGCAGCGAAUGUAGUCCAUGUUAAAACUUUAGCCGAGGUUUUGUUAUACGAUAAAUGUUUAUUCUACAUGAAUGGGAGAGAAGUGGUGAGGAGGAACGCUGGGGGAAUGAAAGAAAGGCUGAAAUAAAUUAUUAAACCUUUAAUGAAAGGUGAGUGAUGAGUCUUUCUGACAAAGUAUUAGCAAGAAAACAAACAAAAAACAGAUGAUUUGAUGAAAAACUGCAGAUUUAAUGAAACACACUUAUCCUCAGUCCCCACACUCUGUCGUUCAUCAUCACUAAAUCAUGAAGCUGCAGGAUGGAAGAAAUAUAUUUGAAUGAAAAAUAAAGGCUGUUUAAUUUAA